UUCCCUUAAACAGCCACCUCACAAAUUUCCUUUAAAAAAGCUACUUCUGGUGCUACACUUACCCACUGGCUCCUUCCAUAUCUACAGUUCACUUCUGCUUCUGCCUGCCUGCCUGCAAUGGCUUCCUACAAACUCUGUGCCCUCUUUCUGCUCUUCACUCUUCUUUUCCACUCAACAUUCACCACUGCUUGCAAUUCAUGCAAACCCAAACCUCCACCAUGCCCUCCACCAGCAACCCCUGCUUCUUGCCCUAAGGACACGUUGAAGCUCGGUGUUUGUGCUGACGUGCUUGGACUUGUCAACGUGAUUGUUGGAACCCCUCCUUCCAGCAAAUGCUGUGCUUUGCUUCAAGGGUUGGCUGAUUUGGAAGCUGCCCUUUGCCUUUGCACUGCCAUUAAAGCCAAUGUACUUGGAAUCAACCUCAACAUCCCAGUUUCUCUUAGUCUAAUCCUUAGUGCAUGUCAGAAGGAGGUUCCUCCAGGCUUCAAAUGUGAAUAAAAAGGAUAUAUUAUCAUGUUGCUGGCUAAAGUUUGGUCUAAGUUACUUUCAUCAUUUCUAGUGUUUCAUGUUGGAUAUUAGGGUUUUUCUUUUGUCAUUCAACAAUUGUCGUUGUAAUAUUUGUUCUAGUUCAAUAACUAGGCGUGUGGGUUCAAUUACCUCAGCCUAAUGUAAUGUUUGAUUAAUGUUGUUUGUUCUCAAUUAAUGUCAAGUUUGAUUUUGCUUAA
Messenger RNA from Gossypium raimondii (Peruvian cotton), 725 nucleotides. Its product is annotated as 14 kDa proline-rich protein DC2.15. NCBI's taxonomy places the organism in Eukaryota, Viridiplantae, Streptophyta, Magnoliopsida, Malvales, Malvaceae. The coding region runs from base 118 to 498 and encodes 126 amino acids. The record is from RefSeq and is a predicted model, not a curated record. The transcript has a single exon.